This is a messenger RNA of Pantherophis guttatus, 1360 nucleotides long. It is a transcript of the gene COPRS, whose product is annotated as coordinator of PRMT5 and differentiation stimulator. The record is from RefSeq and is a predicted model, not a curated record. Gene Ontology annotation, molecular function: histone binding. NCBI's taxonomy places the organism in Eukaryota, Metazoa, Chordata, Lepidosauria, Squamata, Colubridae. Gene Ontology annotation, cellular component: nucleus.
CAGUUUCUUUAGAUAUAUUUAAAUCCAUUCUGAUUUGUUUUUUGAUCAUAUGGCUAUAGUAACACAUGAAACUGGCUAUAUAGUUAAGAAUCAGUUUUAAUUAUUAGCAAGCACCAAGAAGGGAUGUUUAAACAUUUGUGCCUCAGAGUUGCCAUAUCUGGAAAUUAUCUCAUGCAUUCCAAUUAGCUAAAAAGAUCCCUGCCUCACUACUGUUAAUUUAAAAUUCUGACAUAUAAAACACACAUGUUGAUAGGCUUCCUAGUGACCUAUUUAGCAUUGCAUCUAACUUCCAGUUUGAUAUCUGUUUGAACAGUUUUGGCAUUUAUUUGGUGCAUCACGUUUUUCUGCAGUGCAAAAAGUCCCUGUGUGAUGAAGCAUUAGACGCAGAUUGACUGAAGAACAAUAAUGAUUGAAGUUAAUGGAUCCUCCAUUACUGAACAGGAGGAAGUUGAAGUAAAGAAGGCAAAGGCAUUCAUUUGGAGACCUGGGAAAGGGCUAACAGAAAAAGUGGAGGCAAAAAUAAGUAAUCUUGGGGACUCUGAUGAUUUUGAAGACUUCCAAUCAGAAAAUGAAGACUUCCAAUCAGAUGAUGAAGAUUACGAUGUAGCUACUCAAACUGUUUUUCCUGAAAUGACAACAGUUACCCAGUAUGAAGAAGAGGACUGGGAUAAGGAGAUGGAAGACUCUGAAAACAAUAAAAACUCUUAUGAUUUAGACGAUAUUAUCUACUGUGGAAGUUUCUGGAAUGGCAAUGGACAGGCAUCCUAUUCCGUUCAAGAAGAACCUCUGUAUGACCCAAGCUUACAUCACGUAGCACCGUUGACUUUGAUUCACUUAAAAGCUGUGACAGAGGAUGGCCAAUUUGAAGAUGCUGUUGACUGAAACAUUCCCAGCAAUGGGACAAAAACACUAAGUUCUAAAUCAGAUUUCUCCGUUCAACUGCACAAAAUGGAAAUGACUGAAUGCCUUAUAAGAAUCUAGAGUACUGAAAUAUUAGGGACUGGAUGGAUGCAACUUUGUAUCACCUUUUGGUUUAAACAAACUUGAAAUGAUUUAGGUUUAAUUUGUGAAGUGGCUAUUGCUGUUAAAGUGCUGUUAACUAUUUUGUGUUAUCUCAGUUUUAAUUUUGGGUUUGUCUUGUAAGCCUUCACUGAAAUGACAGUACACUUUAUUUCCAUCUCUUGACACUCAAUAGGAGUUUCUGAAUCUAUAGUUCUACGUUUUGGUAUGUUGGAGGUCAUUGGGAUGCUGGUGGGAUGGAUAGUAACACAAUUAUUCUUAAGGAAUACAGGCUAUUUCAUUUUGUACAGCAUAUGUAUGUGUUUUAUUUAACAUAAUAAACAUGCGCUGAUAGAAUAUA